This is a messenger RNA of Coregonus sp. 'balchen', 19348 nucleotides long. The record is from the annotation of a GenBank genome assembly. NCBI's taxonomy places the organism in Eukaryota, Metazoa, Chordata, Actinopteri, Salmoniformes, Salmonidae.
AUGCAUAUGUUUCCCUACCAGGGCAAUGACAUGAAGAGUCCCGGUCAGUGCACACAGAGGACCAUCUCAUUGCAAAGUCCCCUGGGAAAGAUCCAAGUCAGCGGAUGUGAAAAUGGUGUGCACACCAUCCAGAUCCUAAUGGAUGUUCCACCUGCAGAAAGGUACUGUACUGUAGAGCCACUGACAUUCUAAACAAAGGUGUGCAAUUUACAGGCAGACAGAAUCCACCCAUUUGAUCGAGUGCCCCCUAUUCCUCAUUGGAAGCAGGGGCAUUUUUGUUGAUCCCCUAAGAAAUAUCCCGAAGAAAGUUGGGCAAAAUAUAGGAGACACUAGAAAUAUGAGGGGCGCUAGAAUACAGUUGAGCUCGAAAUUUGAUUUCUGAUGGCACAUUCUUCCUGCAGUAUAUUUGAGAUCUUCUGAAACCUAACUGUUUAUUACCCACAGGGGUGAGUAUUAGUGUGGAAGGCUAGGGUCAGCUAAGGGAACAUGGCCUUUUCCGUACUGUAUACCCGUAUGUAUUUUGCUGAUAUUUGUCAGUUCUAGAAAACCCUUUUACACUCCUCAAACAGGUACUGUGGGAUUUCAGAGCAAUCAUUGCUCAAUAAUAUUGACAAUUUGCAAUCUUGAAUGAUUGGAACGGAUUAAUAUCUGCAUAAAUAAGUAUGUACUCUUUAAUUUCCAGAAAUUCACAUUUUCAGGUCCAUGCCCUACAUUUCACAUUUGUUUUGAUUAGAUGGAAAUUAAAUAUCCCUGUAUCACAGAUUCAAAUUUGAUCAACUUCAUUUGUUUGGGAAAUUAAAGCUUUUUUACAUUCACCAAAAAGGAAGUCACCCUUUUAGUAAUGUAUGGCAAACUGUAAUUUAUGGAAACAUAUUAAUGCCCUUGUAUAUUUUAAAUCAAUAUGUCUGCUUCCUAGCUGUCUCCCAUCCCCUAAAAUUAAUCAAGCAGUAAAAACAUUCAACUUGUUAAUCAGCAGAAGUGUAGAAAUGAAUAAUAUGGAAUGUGAUUAUGGAAGAUGUACUGUAACCAUGCACAAGCACCUUUUCUGCCCCUCAUUCUGGAUGUGGUUUAAUUUGUGUGUUCAGGUUCAGUGAGAAUAUGCAAAUGAAUUUAAUGAUUCGCAUCAGUAGAUGCUGCGUUUAAUAUAAUUUGCUAUGUCGGCCAUCAGCGUAGUUUCUGUUAGACUGCAAUGUAUCUUCCCAAAUGUAAGAACAAGUAAGGAUUUAACUUGGAUAAUGUUUGAAUGCUAUCACAAUCGGUUGGAUACUGGCAUUGAUAAUUAAGUUGAGUAUGUCAGCAACAAUUUAAUUGUAAAGUAGCCGAUACAAUUAGCAUCAAAAUGGCAAAACAAAGCAACAAGAAUCCAAUUGCCUAAGCCAGUCUUCCUCAAGAUUUAUAAUUGUCCAAAAAGUGUAUAAUUUUCCAACAAUGUUUUGGUUUUGGUCCAGGAGUGUUUUGCACUAGAAGAGUUGGCAACCAAAGAUGUGUGCUUGGUUGAACCCUAGGGUUAGCAUUGUUCAGAGCAAAACAACAGCAGUGGUAACAAAGCAUUUGCCACAUUGAAAAAUUGUGAUUGAUAAAUGACAUUAUAGCUACACAAAUGCACUUGAAGCAUUGCUUACACACCAUGACCGUCAGCUUUUCUAAUAGAAACGUCUCAAGCCCCUUUUGCUUCCUAACUGAUAUAGCUAGGCAACAUUUGCUGAAAUAAACCUCCACCAGUCUAACGACAGCCCUGAAGGCAACGUCAGAUGAACAAAUUCAUUAUAUCUCAACAACCCCUGUUGGGGCUCAAUCCACCCAACACACUGUUAACCAGCAUUCCCUGUUUAACAUGGCCAAAACAUUGUUCACUGAAAAAUGAUACACAUUUUGUUUACAGGAGAUUACUAUUAUCUGAAAUAUGAUGCUUCUCACACCAAAACAGAGACAUGUUAUACAGACGAAAAACAGACUACUUUUUUAUUAGAGUGAAAAAUGGAAAAGGGCUGGACUUUUGCCCCCAAGACAUUUUGUGGGCAUAUUAUUUUACAAUGCUUUGAUCAAUUUGUCUGUCAACCUUGCUGAGAUGUGGGAGAGCUGGAAAAAGCAAUUUAGCUUGUGAGGUCCUCAAUAGAAAUGUACUACAGAUGCCUGUGUGUGACAUGUUGCAUUAGUACUUGAGUAGUCUUUAUUGCCUGAUAAUGUUGCAAGGCGAUACUGAUAUCAAUCAUUCUUUAACAGCUACCAUUAUGCUGCAAUUUUGUAACAAAAAUAAUGCAUACAAUAUUUGACAGAAAUAAUUGAUUUAAUUCAAAGGUAAAAUAUUACAGUGAUAUAUUCCUGCUUUAACAAAAAAAGAACAUUGGACAAACAGAAAAUGUGGUGCUCUAACAGAAACUGUUAGAAAAACUGCCGGCCGGCCCGCAUAUGCUUCCAUAGAUAUUCUCAUUAAUACUACACGGAUAAACAAUGAACACUCGGUCUCAUUUGCAUAUAGAUAUAAACAAUAUAUUUGUGCAUCUGAAUUCCCAUCACACAUGGAUCAUGUGAUGCGCCGGAAAGCCUAAGUGGCUCAAACCAAAAUUGUCAUUAUACUUCCCUAUGCCAUAAAUCCAGCUUUUUUCCUUCCCUCACAAAGCUGUAUAAAUCUGUGUCUGAUUUUUCAACAGUGCACAUUGUUUUUAGUUAAUUGUUUUCAUCUGUUUGUUUUGCCUCUGAUAGCAGGGAAAUCUACCAUAUGCUCUUCCAAAAGACAACUGAUUAGCAAAUGAAAUUCUGGACAGCUGUCUGACUGAAAGCAUUUGGUUGAUAGCAUUCUGCUACCAUAAUUAGCUUAAGCUUUGGGUUAAUUAACUUUCUACCUGGAUAUGCAUAAUAAUAGCAGCACCCUGCACAAAGCCAAGGAGCUUGUGGUAUAUCAGCAGGAAAGGCUGUCUUUAUUUUGUAUUUCAACAGCAUAUUUCAAUUUCAAGAGGCGAUUUAACUCAGGAAUAUCAUCAAAAAUUGUAGAUUUUCCUUUCCGAGCCAGAUAAUUCUGAAACAAUAGGGGUGUAUUAUGUGGCAGAAAUGCCAUUUCUGAAUGUAAUUAAAAUGGAUGAAAGCAAUCACAGAUUUUUAAAUGCUUUUGUUCAGCAUCAGGCCUGCUUGUAAAAGAAAUACCCAUUGAGAGGAGAAAGAGGCAAGAAAACCUUACAGUACAAGAGUAAUUAGUCUUUUGUACGAAUGUGCUCGCCAUGUUAUAGUAAAGCAUAAGAGAGGAAGACUGUGUUACACACAAGAGGAAUGGAUAUCCUCGGUGUUUUAGUCUAUUUAGCCCCAGUUAGUAUAACCUAUACCCUCCAUUGUCAUAGACCACAUGAGGUCGAGUGUUUGAUUUGUAACUGUUCUCCCUCAACAUUUUCACUGUCAAACUGUCUAAGCAUGCCUUCUAUAUUCUGUCUAAUACCCCAGGUGUCACAGCAGUUUUAACACACUACUAAUACUAGUGUGAAUGACCUGGAGUGGUGUGUCUAUCUAUUUUUCACACUCAUGCAGUGUUGGUAAUCAAUGUGCUGGUUCACACAGAAUAGUGUCAGAAACCUAUUCCUGUUUUCUGGGCAUGUUUGCAUGAUUCAUGCUCAUCAAGUGACCCGUCAACAGUAGGCCUCUUUCUGGGGACGGGAGUGGACGGGGAGUGCUAUAGAUUUUAAGUGGAUGUGCUAUAUACAGUUUACUGUAGAUUUCUAUCAAAAUGUUUAAUAUAUCUCCAUAGUGCUAUAUACCUUACAGAGAGACUGAAAAAAGGCACAGCUCACACUCAGAUCUUUGUGAGCAAUUUUUAAGACGCAAUAAUCAGCUUCUGUGAGAGCUUUUGACAUAUAUGUUAUAUAAUUCAUGAAAUUACAAGUUCGAUUAGACCAGGGUUGCCCAAACUCGGUCCUCGGGACCCCAAGGGGUGCACGUUUUGGUUUUUGCCCUAGCACUAUACAGCUGAUUUAAAUAAUCAACUAAUCAUCAAGCUUUUGAAUCAGCUGUGUAGUGUUAGGGCAAAAAUCUAAACGUGCACCCCUUGGGGUCCCGAGGACCGAGUUUGGGAAACGCUGGGUUAGACUAUGUCAUCAUUUUGCAUUUAGAUUUUAGAAUGGCCUUAGGUACUGUAGAUGUAUUUUGUUUAUCUGGCCUAGUGCUCAGCUGCAGGUUCAUUAAGGUGCAGUUCCCCGUGGCCCUUGGACCCAUCUGUGCUCUGUGCCUAUAGCUCUGUCUCCUGGGACUCUGUCCCCAAUCAGGCUGUCUGUGUCAUUUCCUGUGGAAACCAACACCUGUGUUGACACACUACCUGUAAACUGCCCAACACAGCCAUUCAUUUGUGAAUGUAGAUUCACCCAGGGCUGAAUCCUAACUUGAGAUCUGUGUGAAAAUGUGGGUUGGGAGCACAAAUCUCAAGUUAGGCCGGGUUGGAUUUAUUUCACCCAGGGAAGCUGUAUUUUGAGAAACCUUUCUAGAUCAAAAUGUUCUAUUAUUAUCUGAAAACGUUUGAUGGUAGCAUGAUGCCAUGUGGCUUGUUUUUGAGACUGAAAGUAUUCUACAUUUUUGCUAUAAAACACUGUACAGUGUGUGGUGUACUGAAGCAGUAAGCAGGAAGAUGGUUGUGUUCUGACAUCUUGGAGAGGAGUAUGAGUCAAUUAUGGCCAAGUGUUGUUCUUGCUUAUCUUCCUACGGCACCAAACAAGGAUUUAGUCAAGGAUUUAGGGGUGGGGUGGGGGGGGCGGUGGUGGGGAUCAUGGUAAGCGGUUCACAACAAAACACUCAAAACUCCUGGGAACGGGCACUGAUUUAAAAAUAAAUUACAGAAGAAGAAGCACUAACACUCAAGGGCCCUCAGCAGGGCUGGCAUAACAGGUGAAGAUUACCCUCCUCACUAAUCAGAGGAACAAGGCAGUCAUUUGCUCCGAACACAGACGGCAAUUAGGACUUGGUGACACUGGAUUCCCAUAAUGCCUUUGUGCUUGACAUGGUCAAAUUUCGACAGAGGCUAUCCAUGCAGGGUCACUGUCCCCCCCUCUCUCAUCAUGGGAUAGACAGUUGUGGCUCCAGAGGUCCUCAUUCCAGGGGAUCCUUAAUACAUUGACUCCCUCAUUGCCUUCUUACUUUACCACUCUGGUAAUUAUAAUCUCCUUGGAAGACACUGGAGACUAGAGGCUGAAAACACUAUUAAACUGCUCACUAGUCCCAUGUAGAUACAUAUUGCUGAGUUGGUUGUACGCGGAUGAUAGAGUAAGAACUAAGGCACUGGUAAUGUGUGUCUACUUUGAUUCCAUGGUUACUAAGCCAUGUGCUACAGCCAGCUUGAAGUACCUCACUGUCUCUGUGGCUAUUGUAGCUAGAUACUGUAGUGGGCUAUCAAAUGGAAUUUCAGCUGCUUGAGUAAGCUUCAUUGAGCAAGUGGCAUACAACUGUAACACAACCUUUGCCUUGAAGUCUAUCAAGAUCUUCCCUUUUUAGACAGUCAUUUCAGGCUGUUUUCAUGCUCUCUCGAGUCCUGACAUCUCAGAGUUAAGUAUCUGCUGCUGUAAGGCUAAGGGAAAUAUGGACCAGUCUUGCCCUUUUCUGUUUCAUCCUCUGACCUGCCAUGUUACCCAUGAUUGGUGAAGGAGAACUCGGGUAAGUGGUGCCAAACGUGGCUGCCAAUCGAGACAGGAUGAGCAAGAUCACACUUCACAGGAUGGAGGCAUGAAAGCUGAAGGUUUUUCCUCCUUCUAAAGUACUCUGACAACAAUGUCCACAAUUAGAUUAAAGCAAUUCCUUUAAAUGACAGUAGAUACUCCCACCAAAGUAUGUCCCUGAUACACACUGUGCAGUAGAUAGCGUAAGUCAUACUGUAGAAGAACUAUAACAAGUUUUGACAAAAUAUGGCAACAAUAUUUUUGUUGAUGCGGUAUCGCUCCCUAAUUCUUUUUUUAAUGUUCAUCCUAGGGUAAAUUAAAUAGCCAACCUAAUAACUAUAUACAUGCUCAAUUCAUUAUUUGUAUUAGUUCAAAUACAAUAGGUAGAGUGCUAAACAACUCUCACACUGCACAGCAGUGAUUUAUGGUAAUUGCAAAUCGAUUGUGACAGGAGCACAAUAUUAUAAAUUCUUUCAACUCACAAUCCACUAUCAAGGGAAAUAUGUUGUCCUUUGACGCAAACCCUUGCCUGUGUGGAAACUGAUAACCAAUGGAAAACAGGUCACAGGAUGUUAAAAAUAUUCCAUUCUAAACUAUGGAUAAGUAACAUUAAAAUUGUGCGAUUUGAAAGGGCCAACAGGAAUUGAACACUUCAUUUGUGGGUUGGUCGGUAUACAAAAGCUGUAUGCAAUUUGGCUUUCUUUUUGUUUAUCUCAAGACACAAGUAUUUCUCCUGGGAGAGUGUUAUUGUAAUUGGAAGAACAUUGAAGACAUUGAUUGGAUAUCUCUGAUCUCUCAUUUCAAGGUCAUGGUUUCUAAUCUUCCUUCCAUAAAGUUCAGUUUUUUUAUUUAAUUUUUUAUAAUCCGUAUUCUGGUGAAAGAGAGAUGCUCUCAUGCAUAAUCAGAGUUUACAAAUUGCGUAUGAUGAUAAAGAGUACAAAUGCCCAGCCUCUCCCAAUAUGUCUUCAGCUAAACUAACUUUGUAACAUUUACAUUGCUGACUGUAUUAUAUUGACUUGUACUAAAUGUAAAUGUCAAUGUAGGAUCACUCAGACACGCUCAUAGUGAGGGUCUGUAGCAAAGGGCUGUGGGAUAACAGCCAUAGUGACAGGUCUAAAGUGUGAGUGAAGGUCAAAGGUCCCAUGCGUUAAGCAAAGGUGCUCUAGCCUCUGUCCAGUAGAUUGUAAGGGCCUACGGGUCCAACAGAAAUAUUUCCACAAACAAUAUCCCUGAGCUGUCAGUGUGCAGUGGCUGGAACAUCCUCACUGAGAGAAAGGGUGGGGUGGGGAGAGAUCUGGAGAGGGAAUAGAGAAAUUCAGAGAAGGGAGAAAUGAGGAGGAAAUGGGGGAGCAGAGAUUGGGGAGGGGGAGAAGGGGGUGAGGGAGAGACAAUGAAAAGUAGGGGCUGGCUGGGCACUCACCCAUGCCGAAAGAGAUUGCUAUGAGCCAGAGCCAUUGUUUGACUGGGUCUCGGCAUGGACCAGGGCUAGCUGUCUGAGUUGUCAGCACUUGACUAUAAACUCAACUGUGGUUUGGUGUAUUUUGAAAUGAGUAUUUUCACCUUUUACAGUGUCCACACCUACUGUAAAAUAGCACCCCUGAGAGUUUCAUUACAGCCACAAACACCUAGGCUAUGGUGCUCUCUGAAAACUGAACUGCACCAUAACACACUAGCUAGUAAACCUCAACCUUCGUUUUUUUGUUGUUGCACAAACUGUUUCCUGCAGGAGUGUUAAAAAGUACACCAUGUUGACUUAUGUAUUUAGGGGUCGAAAAAAUAUGCUCUUUGUGUUUAACAAACUAAAUGUGUAUUAUUAAUACUAUACAGGAUAAUCCAAUCUUCCAAAAAGGCACUUAAAUGGUGUCAUUAUUUAUUUACACGUCUGUACACCAGUUAAUGGAAUUGGCGGUGUUGAGCCGCAACACAGCUUGGGGUCUACUUUACUGAAAUGUACAUGUUAAGAGAUGGCUAUCCCAGUAGGGUCUUUACAUGUCCAAAAUGGGUCAGUCCACUUGCACGGACCUAGAGGCUGGUCAGCAUCACCAAGCAACCUCAUCUUUGUUAAGUGAUGCCAACUCAACCAUAGGCAAAGUGCUUUCCCACAUCCAAGUUUUGUCUGUUUCUUGUAGGCACCCCUUUAAAUUGAUAUGCUGCCUUUUUUUAGUCUGGGACUAAACUCGUUUUAGAGCCUUGCUGCCAUAAGAUUAAUUGUAAAUCCUGUUAUUUUCGACAACUGACAUGCAAUAACACUGUUGCAUGAAGCAUGAAAUACUUAGCUUUUGAUGUAAUGCCAAACUAUUCAGCUGUUUCAUUCAUAUCAACAACGUCUGUCAGUUUGCAUACAAUUAAAUACUUUUGUCAUUACUCUAUCAUUCAUGCCCUUUCAUUCAUGACUUUUAUUACACACAUAUGACAUGCUAUGAUACUGUCUAACCGAGAAUGGUCUGUUAUUAAUCUUCUUUUUGGGGGGGGGGGGGGGGUGCUUCUCAUAUCUCUCUCAGGAGUGACGAUGCCUCCCUAAGCUGUGUGGUCACUGUUAGCGAUGGCCAAGAGGAAAUGGGCUCAGAGUUGCAGCGCUGCGUGGAAUGGCUUCGGGCCUACUUCAGCAAGCCGUGGACCGUGGGGAGGCUCCCGCUCCCGGUCUUUCACCACCCCACCCUGCAUGGAGGUCUGUCGCCAUGGAUAAAUAUUUUUUCAGCGCCAUGACUGGAAUCUGGCUUUCACUCUUAAUUGUCAGUUACAACACUUACACUCUCUGGAUCACUGUGUUAUAAUGAAGUAUUUUAUGGCAGAGAGAGAGUGGGAGAGGCAGAGAGAGAGAACAGAACCCGGAGCUGUAACUUGGUUCAGUAAUCUGUGGCAGCCCUUACCGCGUGUGUUAGUCUUGGCCGCUGUUCCCAUGAUUCUUGGCACAUUCUUGAAAACUUAUCAAAUUCCACUCUUGACAUGUUCAGAAGGGAAGCUUUUUUUAAUGAGAACAUGUGAAUGUUAGUAAAGUUUCAAUGAGGGCAUUGUUCACUUGACCAGUCACCCACAGCAGGGGACAAGAGAGCCUUCACAAUGGACAGUUAGUGUGCUUUCAAGAAAUAGCUGUGAUUUCAUAGUUUAUGAUAGAGCACACAGCAGUACAUUUGACCGAAGAUAGGUAGGCAAUUAUCAGAGCAUUUUCUGCAAGAAUAAAUGAGUAUCAUAAUGUCAUAAGACAUUGUUGAAAUGAUAAACUUUGGAGGACUCAAAAUCAUUUCCAAGAAAAUGUAAAUAUAAGACAAUUAGACUUUUAAAUCGGAAUGCUUAUUGUAUUGAAGCUGAUCAUUUUCUGAAGAGGUUUAAUUUAGGAGGAAAUAAAGCGCACCUACACCCAAAAAUAUGACAGCACUCAAAUCCACUCCAUUGCAUGUACUCAACAACCGUACUACUCUUCCCCUGCUAUUAGGUUUUAGUUGCAGUCUAAUUUCAUGCAGAUCCACACAGUGCUUGAGUGAUGGCAUUUUCAAUGAGUAGGUACUCCAUUGAGACUCUGUAUACUGCAACGAGUCCCACGCUCCCGCAAAGGCAAUGCAGAAAUACAUCAGGAGCAAUUACGAUAUCAACUUCCAGCGUGAUUCCCUCCACCACCAAGUGCUUGUGUACCCGCCCCGGGCUCUUUCAAAUCGCAUCUCAUCUGAAGUCUUUGGGGUUUUAAUUAAAAUUCUGGAUAGAUGGAAUUCUUCAUUAGUACCUGAUCUGAAUAAAUGAUUGUGCUCUGUUACCCCCCCCCCCACAUACACACACACACCUCUCUGUUGUUGUGAGGUUGGGUAAAUAGAUGGUAGCCUAGGAGUGAAUUGCUCUCAGUGGUCCUAUAGCUGUAACGGUUGUCAGUGAAGACAUGUUAAAUGCAGGCAGCAUGAGUAUUUGUCUAUUGAGGGAAGAAAAUCUACUUUCUAUAUUUUUGAUGAUCAUCAGAAUUUGUAAAUGUUCCUCUGGUUAUGAGCAGGUUAAGGAUGUGUUUACAGUUUAAAUGAAUUGCUGGUUAUACUAACCUGUUAAGUGUCCUCAGGAGAUUCAUAAAAUGCAUAGAGUAAUUAGAACAGUUCAUGUCCAACAUAAUGGAAUUGUUUUUUUGGGGUGAGAAAAGCUGGAUGUCACAGUACUCACAGCUUCACAUAUGAAUCAUUGCCUCUACUUUUAAAUGUUGUCACAUUCAUUUGCUCGGUUCAUAAAAAUGGAACCACUUUUAAUAUUAAGCUUCUCUGCGUAAAGUUGUGAAACUUGUUUCCCUACACUCUGGCUGUCAUGCACCACAUCACACACAAACUUUGGUUGGUCGAGAAGAGAUGGAGAGAGUGAGUGUGUGUGUGUGUCUCCUCAAACACAGACACCACAGGUUCUCAGAAUGAUGCAUAUUCUUUCAUUAAUUAUACAUCCAUAUGUAAAAGAUGAGAGGAUCUUAGUCUGGGUAAGCGGCACGGGGAACGUGUUGGGAGGGGGAAGGGUGCUCUUCAAAGCCCAUAUGACUGGGUUCCUGCAGGAGUCUGAACCUCCCUCUGUGCACAGCGCAGGGCGAGAUGAGACUCUCCAGGACCCGCCCCUGUGAUGUGGAGAGGAAUUAGGGAAAUGAACGUUUUCAGAAUAUCGAAUAAUCAGAGAAUCAUGAACACCCCGUUAGCCUUCAAAAGUAUGGAUCCCCCAAGACUCAGGAGACACUUUGACUAGGAGCCAAAUUCUCUCCUCCCUGCCAUUAGACACAAAGGAUAAUGAGGGGGCCGCAUUUCCACUAUUGUACUUUAUGCUCACAACUACAGAGGGUUGGGUAGCAACUGGAAAAGUAUCUCUCCAAAUCUCAUUGUGUUAGUUAGCUAGGCUUAUGUAGUGUCUGCAAAUGUUCCACACAGUCACCUACACAACAUUAUGAACAGCUAAUAAACUACUGGAUUUAUUAUUUUAUGUACAGUAUUACAUUUAAAAAGAACAAUUACGUCAGUAGAUUUAAAAUCAUAUAAUCCAUUCCUACACAUCGAUUUUAGUCCCAGCUAAUCUGGCCUCUCCAAUGUCCCUGUCACCUGCCCUUAUGGUAGGUAAUGACCUGUGACAUCAUUAUGGGAAGUCUGUAAAGGUGUAAGUGGUGCCCCUCAACUUUUAUUUAAACAAUUGACAUCGGUGUGACCCCAUCUAAACAGGGUCUUGACCCCAGACACACCAUAUUAAGCCCUUUAUGAAGUAUGGGGCUAGGGGACCGCUCUCAAAUCAUUGCUGGUCACCUGAAGUGACCCUCAUGAAACUCUCUCUCCAACACUGUUGAGGCCAGAGUUGUUUAACCUCUAGACGUGUAGGUUUAUGUCUGUGGAACCAGUAUAAACCUUUUUCUUGUUGGACCAAGAAACUGGGGGUGUAGACUCACUUAAGACAUAUAGUGCAAGUUAACAUAGCCUUGGUCAUGAUGUAGAGUCUGUCAAUUUGACAUUGACUAGUUGUUUGUCGAUAAUGUGUACAUAAACACUGAUUUGUAUCUGUAGUCAGGAAGUGGUGCUGUUUAGCCACCAGAGUAACAGCAGUAUCAAUAUGUAACACACACACCAUGCACGCAAAUCCAUAAUUUACGAGCAAGAAUAAUCUAUUUAAAAAUUGAGGAUAAAGCUUCCUCUCUCCUCUUAACAUGAAGUCUGCCUUCGUAAGAACCCAUCAGCUCGUUGACAGCGUGAUUAUUACCUGAAUAAUUUUUAAACAGUACCUACGGGCCUUGUUGAAGACAAAGAACUCACAUGGGUACGCAUCAAUCAAAUAUAUCUCCUUCAGGUGUUAUACUUAUUCCCCUCAGUUUAGGCAAAUUGCCUUGUUGGCGUGGCUUUGUGUAGCGGAGAGUGACUAUAAGGUGGGAGCCUAGGGAGUGAAGGAUGUUCGCUCUGUAGAAGAGAUACUGGGGGGUUACAUGUUUUCACACAAUGCCAAUUUAGAGUGAUUUCACAUACUGUAGAUCACUUGUCAGGUGCUCUCUUAGACCAGAAUGAGAUGGAAUGCUAGAUGACUAAUUGACUGUGUAGGAUACAUGAAUUAAAGGAGUAACAAGCUUAUGGUGUUCACUAUUUCACUUUACAAAGGUACAGUUCAAUUGUACACAGCUAGUCAAUGUUCAGAGUAAAAAUAGGUCAGAUUUGAAUGUAUUGCAUUUCUACUGUAAGUAAUCAGUAGUCUGGUAGGACAGUUAAAGUUAAUGCUACCGCUAAAGCGUUAAUGAAAUCAAAGCUGUUAAUGUGGCCUCUUAAGCUGCAAAUAAUUUGUGAAUUCCACCAUUUAAGAGAGCCUGAUAUAAUGAAUCUACUCUCAAUAGAAAGCAAUUAAAAGGACAAAUUAGUCUUAUUAACCUCGAAGUCAUCCCACUGCCACAAAUUGUGUGCAACAUUCAAAUUAUUUUUAUUCAAAGAAAAUAGAACAGAUUUGGCCUCUCUUAAUCCUUUUAAAUGAAAGAGCGACCUUAUAAUUUUAGCUGUGACCUUAUCUAAUAUAACCUAGAUUGUCCUUCUUCAGAAAUAAUUUCCUUCAUGUAAAAUGCCAUGUUAAACUGGUGUUUUAAAGGUAAAACUUAGGUAUCUGUGUUACUCUUUCUCUAUUGUAGUUUGCUCAACAAAAGAAAAUGACUUCCUUUAAAGGUCCAAUGCAGCUGUUUUUAUCUCAAUAUCAAUUCAUUUCUGGGUAACAAUUAAGCACCUUACUGUGAUUGUUUUCAAUGAAAAUAGUCAAAAAGAAACUUCUUAGCAAAGAGCAAUUUCUCAAGCAAAAAUGUUGCUAGGACUGUCUGGGACUGGUCUGAGUGGGGAGGGGAAAACGAGCUUUCAUUUGGCAGAAAGGUUUGGAAUGCUCUUUCUUAGUGGUCUAUUACAGAUGCACUAUUCAGAAAUUGCUCUGCCAUUUCCUGGUUGCUAAAAUUCUAUUAGUUUGCCUAAUUUCUGUUUAUGUGACAAAACAAGCAAGAAUAGUGUAGAGAAUCAUUGUACCAUCUAAACCGCUGUGAAGUAUUUUUUCCAUACCCCAAAAUAUUGUAUUUUCAGCUGUUUGAAGCUGGUGUACAAAACCGAAAGUAAAAGACGCAAAAACAAACGUAAUCACGGGAAGCAUAGAAAUAGCGCACAUAGAGCAUAUCUACCGCUUCUUAGACUUGCUUUCAAUGAGAAUGACAGAUCUAUAAAUCACAUUUCUAUGUGAAUUUGGUCAGGUCACCCAAAAAGUAACAUAUUGCAGCUUUAACUAAUUUACUGCCUGGAUGUCACCAAAACAGGCAGAAAUUUCAGGCAGUCUUUUCAAACAGCUAAAAGGGCAUUAUCAUAAUUUUCACAAUUUCACUGUAUUAUUCCAACCUCAUGGUGUGAAAUAUACUGUAUAUAAAAUACAGGAAAAUCACGUUUUAAACACAAUAUUGUGAAUAAGGAAGUAGACCUUGCACAUGUCGUCCUUUAUUAUGAGUGGUGGUGUCAGGAGUGUGACUGAUGAAGUGAGCAUCAGUCUCUACCUUUAUACCUCCCACUCACUCCAUUUUUCUCUCUUUCUCUUUUAUCUUGUAGAUGCAUUCACCAGCCGGGUUCUGCAGACUCUGGUGCGGGACGUGAAGCUGGGAGAGACGGUGUCGUACAAGCGGCUGGCUGAUAUGGCAGGAAACCCCAGGGCUGUGAGAGCUGUGGGAGGGGCCAUGAGGAGGAACCCGGUCAGUAGGGCUCUCUUUGAUUGACACGCACACUCCUCUGAGAUUAGCCAUAGGUAGUCAGGACACCAAAGUUGGCUUUAGUUUUACCAAAGGUAUACAUCUUUUAGUGGUGGGUAUCAAGUACAUACCUGUUACAGCUUCAGUAAGGCACAGACAGCUUUAGCAAUGAUUUAUUCAAAAUAAUAAUUUAACUCAAUGAUUCAUUUUAUUAUACUAUAGUAUACUAACCAUAACCAAUAUAACUUUGGGCUCCAUUUUCUGAGUAUCUGCAUUAUUGUAAAGGCUAUGUUCAAAUGUAUGGCUCUUGUAGGAAACCAGCCCUACCCUCUAUCUUUUAUACUGGUGAUGUUAUUCAGUCUGUACAAAAUGAAAAGCCAGAGGGAAAACGGUGUGGCUGCUUUUGAUCAGAACCUUUGAUCAAAGUCUGUUUAGCUCUGUCCAUGUAGAGUCGUGGUCAAAAGUUGUGAGGAUGACACAAAUACACAUUUUCACAAUGUCUGCUGCCUCAGUUUUGAUGAUGGCAAUUUGCAUAUACUCCAGAAUGUCAUGAAGAGUGAUCAGAUUAAUUGCAAUUAAUUGCAAAGUCCCUCUUUGCCAUGAAAAUGAACUUAAUCCCCCAAAAACAUUUCCACUGAAUUUCAGCCCUGCCACAAAAGGACCAGCUGCCAUCAUGUCAGUGAUUCUCUCGUUAACACAGGUGAGAGUGUUGACGAGGACAAGGCUGGAGAUCACUCUGUCAUGCUGAUUGUGUUAGAAUAACAGACUGGAAGCUUUAAAAGGAAGGGUGGUGCUUGAAAUCAUUGUUCUUCCUCUGUUAACCAUGGUUACCUGCAAGGAAACACGUGCCAUCAGCAUUGCUUUGCACAAAAAGGGCUUCACAGGCAAGGAUAUUGCUGCUAGUAAGAUUGCACCUAAAUCAACCAUUUAUCGGAUUAUCAAGAACUUCAAGGAGAGAGGUUCAAUUGUUGUGAAGAAGGCGUCAGGGCGCCCAAGAAAGUCCAGCAAGCGCCAGGACCGUCUCCUAAAGUUGAUUCAGCUACGGGAUCGGGGCACCACCAGUGCAGAGCUUGGUCAGGAAUGGCAGCAGGCAGGUGUGAGUGCAUCUGCAUACACAGUGAGGUGAAGCCUUUUGGAGGAUGGCCUGGUGUCAAGAAGGGAAGCAAAGAAGCCACUUCAGGGACAGACUGAUAUUCUGCAAAAGGUACAGGGAUUGGACUGCUGAGGACUGGGGUAAAGUCAUUUUCUCUGAUGAAUCCCCUUUCCGAUUGUUUGGGGCAUCCGGAAAACACCUUGUACGUUGAAGACGAGGUGAGUGCUACCAUCAGUCCUGUGUCAUGCCAACAGUAAAGCAUCCUGAGACCAUUUAAUGUGUGGUUUGCUUCUCAGCCAAGGGAGUGGGCUCCCUCACAAUUUUGCCUAAGAACACAGCCAUGAAUAAAGAAUGGUACCAACACAUCCUCCGAGAGCAACUUCUCCCAACCAUCCAAGAACAGUUUGGUGACGACCAAUGCCUUUUCCAGCAUGAUGGAGCACCUUGCCAUAAGGCAAAAGUGAUAACUAAGUGGCUCGGGGAACAAAACAUCGACAUUUUGGGUCCAUGGCCAGGAAACUCCCCAGACCUUAAUCCCAUUGAGAACUUGUGGUCAAUCCUCAAGAGGCGGGUGGACAAACAAAAACCCACAAAUUCUGACAAACUCCAAGCAUUGAUUAUGCAAGAAUGGGCUGCCAUCAGUCAGGAUGUGGCCCAGAAGUUAAUUGAAAGCAUGCCAGGGCGGAUUGCAGAGGUCUUGAAAAAGAAGGGUCAACACUGCAAAUAUUGACUCUUUGCAUAAACUUAAUGUAAUUGUCAAUAAAAGCCUUUGACACUUAUGGAAUGCUUGUAAUUAUACUUCAGUAUACCAUAGUAACAUCUGACAAAAAUAUCUCAUAACACCGAAGCAGCGAACUUUGUGAAGACCAAUACUUGUGUCAUUCUCAAAACUUUUGACCACGACUGUAGUGCUGUGGGCUAGUCGACUAAACUCAACUUCACGAUUUGCGAUGGACUUGGGCGGCGACUAGUGUGGGCCGACUGGAGGUCCGACUUCAGAUAAGAUGAAGUUUUUAUCAAAAACUGCUGAUUUCAGCACCCAAAGAAUAGCCCGCAAUUACACAGAACAAUGUUGUUCAUUUUAUGUGACGUCGGCGCUCCAUCCGCCAACACUAGUCGCCGCUCAACUCCAUCAUUAAUCGUGGAGUUGAGUUUAAUUGGCUAGCUGUGGGCAUGUGAUGGAGGCACUGUAUAGCAGUAGUAGUAAUAGUAGUUUUGUGAAGACACCCACACAGACACAUGCAUUGUGUUUUUACAAGGUAACCAACGUUCGUUUUAAAGCCUAAAUGUAUGGAAAUAUAAAUACAAUAUUAUGAAUUAUGUUACGCUGUUGCUCUGUAAUAUGCACUAAAAGUACCUUUACUCACUAUUACAUUCUAGAGUAAUACCUUCCAGUUAAACAAUAAAGAGUCUAGCCUUUUGGCUCAUGAUCUAGAAUCAGAUCCUCUCAAUGUCAAUUACUUGACAGUACUGCUGAUACACUUGGGCUUCAGCUGUGAAAAGCUCUGCAAAGUAUUGAUUUCUGCCUCUCUGUGGCACUUCUUUACCAGGAUUUGAGUAUUGAUAAGCUUUAGUGUUCUUUCCCCGAGUGAAGAGGCUGAUCCAAAGGCCUUGAGAGUACCCUACCCAGACUGCUCUUCAAACCCGGGGAACCCAGUAUUGAUCCACAUAGCGUUGCAGCAUCCCUCUGUCAGUAAGGUUAAUCUGGGGUCUGAAAGUUUUAUUGCUGUUGACAUGAGAGUGGUUUUAAUGAUAGAUUUAAAACGCAUAGGAUUUCCUACUGUUCUACAGUUAGAGAAGGGCUAAAGGUACAACCAUCAAACCAUGACAACCAACCCUGAACUAGUGACAUUUAGUUAAAUUACAGGGCUGCAGUAUGCCAGCUAAUAUGUAAUUACUAAUAACAUACUUUUAAUAUUUGAUCAUGACAGCAAAAUACAGGUAAUAUGCAGGCAAUAUACAGGCGGAGUAAGAGCAACUCGAUGUAAGCUAGGCUAACGUUUGAAAAUGCAAACAACUGUUAUAAAGUGCCCGCCCUAUUGCCACUAUUCUUGUUUGGAUUCCACAAUGAAUGAAUUUGUGUAAUCUCACUUUUUUUAUCCUUCACCAGUCAUUUAGUUUACAAAGAAAUCCAGAGCCCCUGGCAGUCGUCUGCAACAAGAGUAAACGCACCAUCAACUUCCUAUUUUUAAUGAUCACAGGGUUAUCAGAUCUUAAUGUUGACACCCUCUCCAUUGAAUAUUCAUCCUGCUGGUGUUUUUGCCCAUUAAUUUUUGAUUGCUGCUUUGCUUUAUACUAUUAAAGAGUCAAAAAUCAUUUAUAACCAAAGACAGAGCGUUCACGUUCAAUGUGGAUCUGUUCAGGAUCAAACCAGACACUUUUGACGUGGCUUUUUUACAUGAUCAAAUGAAGGGAAAAUGUUGUUGAUUCAUGUUUUCAUAUAUAGCAAAUCAGGGAUGCCUCAGUGGUUCUGUGUUAUCAAAGCAUCAACAAUUAUGCUACAUUCACAGUGUCUGUCUGUGUCAACAUGAGAAUGCAGCCUCUGGAUUGUCAUGUCACUUGACUAAACGUUGUUAUGACAUGGACGUAUUCUCUUCAUAACUAGUGGUGUGAAGAACAAGGACAGGCUUGUUCAACCAAUUGUACCCCCAAUAUUGCCAAAACAUGCAAUUUAAUUUAUCUCUCCACCUCAGAUGCCUCUUCUCAUCCCCUGCCACCGUGUCAUCUCCAGCAGUGGUCAGAGUGGGAUGUACAUGGGCGGCAAAGGUAACCAUCUGAAACAAUGGCUGCUCACCCACGAGAAGGUCAAAGGGGAAAACUGAAGAACAGUGGAGUGAUAUAGUAAGACCAGUGUGGGAUAUUUUUUACAAAGCAGGGUUGAAGUGUUAUCCAGACAACUUGUAUAACCAUUCUGAAAUCACUGUACUUCCUGAAACAGUUAAGAGCUUUCUUUGUGUUAUAUGAAUGAACACCAACUAUUAUUUCUGACUGUUUAUCACAGUAAGCAAGCUAACUCCUUUAUCCUGCUUUGUGAAAUACAACAGUAAGCAAGAUGCGAUGUCAACAAUUAACCACAGCUGAGGAAACCUGCACAUAGUUGCAUGACGUGCACAUGGGGCGGCUUCACAAGUGAAAUGUGUGUCAGCUGUGCCUUAUUUUGAAAAUGCUGUCUAUAACCCAAGGGAGAGCUUUCAUGUUUUUGUUUUUCAAUUUGCUUCUGUUCUGCUUUGUCCUACUGUCCAAUCUGUGUUCUAAUUUAAUUCAUGUGAAAGAAUAAAGUGUAGGUUUAAAGGAGUGGAGGUGUUGGGAGGGUUAGUGUAGAGGGCACAGUCUACCACCCUAGUUGGUCCUCAGUUUUAGAACGGCGGUAACAACGCUCUCUACAGUCCAGCAGUACAGUGAAAUAGAUUCUAACUAUACUGCAGCGGGACAAGAUAAGACAAUCACCAGUAGACACCCAUAAAUAACAACUAUGUUUAUGCCAAUACUACUGCUCUUCUGUUCUACUAAUCAUACUGUAUAGUUAAUGUUGAUCUGAAAUUAAAGGCACUAAAAUAACUUUAACAUUGAACAGUAGGAAUUACAAGCAUAUGUUCCCAUGGGUGCCAGUUUGUGUUGCCAGUUAUUGUUGGAAUGGUUUCUCUAAAUAAUUAUUUCUCCAAAAUAUGUCACUUGAAUCGUUUUCCUUCCUAUGCUAAAUCACUCUUUGUACCUUUCGUUGGUUAUUGUAUUUCCUGCCAAGCGAAUGCUUUGUUCAACAUCCAGGAAAAAUGCUCGAAAUUGUGUUUUGAGUCAUUAGUUUUUCUUCAUUAAGAUUCACCUACAACGAUAGUGUUUAAAAUUAUUUAUAUUUUUCAGAAAUACAUUUAAAGUUUUAAAAGCUUCAUUUUGCAUAACCAGUCACUUAAUUAUUUUAAAUGUUGUAGUUAUACCAGAAUAAACUGUAGAUAUAGUUUGCAAUAGAUGUGUUAUUGUGUGCAGUUAGCCAUCUCAAAUAUGGCUGAAAUUUGAAGCACCAUUGAAAAUAAUAUUAGUGCUUCUUUCUUUAUAAAAAAAUAUGCUUUCCAAUAGAGGGCAGUGUAGAACGGGAAACAGGCAUAAACAUUCAGCUUUCAAUUCUUCAGGCACAUUUCAUCUGUAAGUUGAACAAUGGGAUCAAUUUCCAAUUUAAUGCCAUUGAGAGAAAUUAUAUAUUUUUUCUGAGAGCGAGGUAUAUGAAGGCAGCCUGGUAAAGAGUGCAUGAACAUUUUUCUGUGAGGAUUAGAUUGACAGUCAUUUUAAUCUAUGCAAUAUUAUAUAAUUUCUGCUAUUCUAUUUUUGCAAACAAGUAUCUCACCGACUUUUACUGAUUCAUCCAUUUCUACUUAACUGUGGUACAUUUUGAAGCAUCUUUGAAUGCAUCUCUGCCGUACUGUUGGACUCACAGCACUCUGCCAUCAGAGCACAAUUCCAGCCUCGAUGUUGAAGCAGGCAGACUGCUGUAGACUGGCAGAUGAAGAAUGAGUUUCAGUGUGUGGUUUUACACAGGGCUAAUGAUGCCUGUGGUGGCUACAGGCUACAGUCAGCCCGUAACCAAGGCUGCUGUGACAGAGCCACCAGGGGAUCAUAUUUAAAAGGAGCACACUCUGAAGUGCACUGUAAGCGCCCUCUUUUCUUGUGGCUAAGUCAAGUCUAUGUAAUAGGCUACACUACACAACAGAGGGGAGUAAAAGGUCAACGAUAUGUUAUAUGUAUUAAGUCAGAGAUACAGGCCAACCGAUUAGCAGAUGUGCGAGUAGUUUGGCCGUUACAGUUCAGGGAUCAGAGAAAAAUGCGGUAUGCACUUUGAUAACUUAUAUUAGUAUCAUGCAUGUGCUAGUACUCUGUUUUAAUAUCAUCCUGGCCAUGUGAUUCAAAGGAAUUAUAAUGGAAUUAUGGACACCAUUAAAAGCGGUUGAGACUACUAUUUUAUUAUCUGCU